Molecule: messenger RNA, 903 nt
Organism: Saccharomycopsis crataegensis
Lineage: Eukaryota; Fungi; Ascomycota; Saccharomycetes; Ascoideales; Saccharomycopsidaceae
Exons: 1
Coding region: 1-903 (300 amino acids)
Biological process (GO): cell wall organization
Cellular component (GO): cell surface; fungal-type cell wall; extracellular region
Molecular function (GO): glucan endo-1,3-beta-D-glucosidase activity
Source: RefSeq, a predicted model, not a curated record
AUGAAGCUUUCUACCUCCAUCCUUACCUCCGUUCUUGCUGGUCUCACUUUGGCCAGAGAAGUCGAAGUUCUUGAACCUUCCAAGAGAGACGUCUCUGUCCCAGAUUGGGCCACUGGUUUCCUCGGUACCACCUAUACCCCAUUUGACCAAUACAAGAACUGUCGCUCUGCUGACCAAAUCAAAGAAGAUGUCGGUUACUUGUCCAGCUUCGAAAUCCUCAGAUUGUACUCCAACGACUGUAACGUUGUCCAAUACGCUGCCGAAGUUUUCCCAGGUAAAUUGAUGGUCGCCGUCAACGACAUCUCCUCCACUGAUGCCAUCAGAGCCGACCUUAACUCCAUCGCUACCUCCAUCGGUUACGCUGGUAAACAAUUCAACGACGCUGUCCACUCUGUCAUUGUCGGUAACGAAUUAAUCUACAACGGUUGGUACACCGCUGCCGAAGUUGCUAACUUCAUCAACGAAGCCAGAUCCAUCUACCCAGAUUUCCCAGGUAUGUGGACCACCGCCGAAACCGCCUCCUCUUUCUACGGUAACCCAGACCUUUGUGGUGCUGUCGAUUACGUUGGUAUCAACAACCAUCCAUACUUCGAUGGUCAAACCCCAGAAACCGCCGGUUCCUACGUCUUGGGCCACAUCGAAGCCGUUGCCGAAUUCUGUGAAGAACAUGGUCACAACAAACAAACCGUCACUUUGGAAACUGGUUGGCCAUGGGCUGGUAACGCCGAUGGUGUUGCCGUUCCAUCUAGUGAAAACCAAGUCACUGCUAUCAAGAACAUUCAAUCUGCUGCUGCCAACGAUUGUAUCUUGUUCAGUGCUUACAACGAAUUGUGGAAGACCAGUUCCGUCUGGGACGUUGAAAAGAACUGGGGUUUCAUGGGUAACGCCCCUUCUGCUUGGUAA